GCGGCCGCGGCAGUCGCAGCGGGGCCAUCUUCGGCGGGCGAGCGGGCUCGGCCUGUGCAGCCCACACCUGCGCCCCUCGCCCGGCCCGAUGGCGCCGCGGCCGCUGGGCCCCUUGGUGCUGGCGCUGGGCGGCGCCGCGGCGGUUCUGGGCUCGGUGCUCUUCAUCCUCUGGAAGACCUACUUUGGCCGCGGCCGGGAGCGGCGCUGGGACCGGGGCGAGGCCUGGUGGGGCGCGGAAGCCGCCCGCCUCCCCGAGUGGGACGAGUGGGACGACGGGUGGAAGGCGGGCCUGAGCCCUCUGGUGCCUUGGUCUUCCCUCGGGAAAGGUCCACCGGGAGGCCGCCAGCCGCAGCCUACCUCCGCUUCCCCGCAGCCCGAGGACGAGGAGGACGAGGAGCCGGCGCUGGAGGAGCUGGAACAGCGCGAGGUGCUGGUGCUGGGGCUGGAUGGCGCGGGCAAAAGCACGUUCCUGCGCGUGCUGUCGGGGAAGCCACCGCUGGAAGGCCACAUCCCCACCUGGGGCUUCAACUCUGUGCGUCUGCCCACCAAGGACUUUGAGGUGGACCUGCUAGAAAGUGAGCGGACACUCUACCCCAUCUCCCCGUCUCCUCUACUGGACCUGUCCUGGAUUCUCGCAGGGAAGAGGGCUUCCAAAAUGCAUGUCUAAGCAGCACAUUCCCGUGUACGAAUCCUUCCCACCCCUCUCUGGGGCACAGGAUUCAGUCCACACUCUGUGCUCUGACAUUUAGCGCCCUUCGUGAUCGGGCCUCUCCAGUUGCACCGCCUGCCCCAUCACCCCUACCAAAGUCGAUAGGCCUAACACAGAGAUACUAACAACUAAGGGUUCACAUGCCAAGCACUUGA
Molecule: messenger RNA, 864 nt
Organism: Piliocolobus tephrosceles (Ugandan red Colobus)
Lineage: Eukaryota; Metazoa; Chordata; Mammalia; Primates; Cercopithecidae
Product: ADP-ribosylation factor-like protein 10
Exons: 2
Coding region: 89-667 (192 amino acids)
Molecular function (GO): GTP binding; GTPase activity
Source: RefSeq, a predicted model, not a curated record